Messenger RNA from Oryza brachyantha (malo sina), 687 nucleotides. RefSeq names its product protein GLUTAMINE DUMPER 4-like. The record is from RefSeq and is a predicted model, not a curated record. The transcript has a single exon. Gene Ontology annotation, biological process: regulation of amino acid export. NCBI's taxonomy places the organism in Eukaryota, Viridiplantae, Streptophyta, Magnoliopsida, Poales, Poaceae. Bases 50 to 625 code for a protein of 191 amino acids.
CUGAAGCAACAGAGAGAAGCUGUCAAGCUGACACUGGCAUGCUGCAGCUAUGAGGCCGGGAGCCGAGUACACCAUGGUCCACGGCCCGGCGGCGUCGGCGGCGGGGCCGAGCUCGAGCGCCGUCGAGCCGGCGCCGCGGUCGCCGUGGCAGUCGCCGGUGCCGUACCUGUUCGGCGGGCUCGCGGCGAUGCUGGGGCUCAUAGCGCUGUCGCUCCUCGCGCUGGCGUGCUCCUACUGGAAGCUCGCCGGCAGCAGCUCGGACGGCGGCGGCGGCGGACGGGAGAGCCGGGACGACGGCGGGGAGAAGGGCUCGGCCGCCGGGGGCGCCGGGCAGGCCGGGCGGUGGCGGGACCACGUGGUGGUCAUCAUGGCCGGCGACGAGCGGCCGACGUUCCUCGCCACCCCGUCGUCGACGCGUGCCGCGGACGCCGCGGCGGUCGGCAUGGCAGUCUGCUGCAGCUGCGGCGCCUCCGGCUCGUCGUCGACGGAGGCGAAGACGACGGCGGAGUGCGAGGCCAGCACGCGGCCAGCCGGCGACGGCGAGCCGCAGGCGCAGAGCCCAAGCGAGCAAAAUAGCAGUAGUCACAGCGCUGUAAUUACUAGCUCUAACUCAACGCAAAAUUAAGGUCAUAAUUAAUACCUCUGUUUCAUAUGUUGUGUAUCCUAAAUUCAUAUAGAUAUCAAUGA